GGAAAUGCCAGAAGCCCCAGUGGGACUCCAGAUUUAUCUUUGACCCAGAUCGAGGGCUCUACACCCCAAAUGAGGUGGUGAAGAUGAGAUGCGCCGAAGGGUACUGGUCUUCUGCUGUGGAGAUCACCUGCGUGAAGCUGUACCCACGUCAAGGCUCCUCCAUUUCUCACAGUGGCUGGAUUGUGAGGAAAGACACGGGCCACUGGCACCGUAUAGAGGGGAACAUGACCUGUGUGGAGGACUUCCAGGUUGUCCCCGGGACCUUGGAGAUUUCCAGCACCAGCAUCAAACUGAACUGGACCUGCAAGCUCCCUGACGUCUGCCAGCGCAUGCGGGCCAUGUGCCGCCUGGCAGUGCCUUCCUCCCCUCCCUGUAAGGCUGAGGAAGUGAAGGGAGAGGAAAUACUACAUGGUGGGGAGGGAACAUUUACUUGUCCCCCUCUGCAGCCCUUCACUGUCUACAGUUUCACCAUCUCCCUGCCCCCCAACAUGGUCCUGUACACACAGCUCCUCACGACAAAGGAAUCGGGGCCCAUCAAGUGGCAGCCACUGCCUUCCUGCAAAGGGAAGAUCAUUGGAUACCAGCUGAACAUCACGGCCAGGAGAGCGCACAAUGGCAGCUUCCUUGAAUUCAAGCAGGUGAUGGUGAACCAGUCUGUCACUCAGUACACACCACCUCAUCAGACACCUGGAAGCAAAUACACCGUGACAGUGCAGGGCCUCACAGCGACUGGUGCGGGGGCUGCAUCAGUGCUGGAAUUUGAAAGCUAUGUCUCAGUUGCAGGGCAGCCUCUGGGUCCGUGGCCUGGGACGGCGGUCAUGGUGGUGGUGGUGCUGUCGGUGCUGGUCCUCCUGUCUGCAGGGAUCCUGUGGUUUGUGUUGUCCAGGAAAAGGAAGGCCUUGCCCAGCAAAGCCGAGGAGGACCAUUACACAGAGCUCCAGCCCUAUGAGAACUUGGAUAAUUACUGUGUGGUCAAGAAGACUCUUCUGGCAGAAGAAGAUGCAGGUAAAGGUGGCCAGGCUGGAGAGCUGUUGCUCCAGCCCCUGUCUGUUCUGGAGGCCUCAGGAGACAGUCGGAGCAAUGCGAGAGAGGAGAAGAUGGAGUGA
Balearica regulorum gibbericeps (East African grey crowned-crane) is the source of this 1106-nucleotide messenger RNA. The record is from RefSeq and is a predicted model, not a curated record. NCBI's taxonomy places the organism in Eukaryota, Metazoa, Chordata, Aves, Gruiformes, Gruidae.